This is a messenger RNA of Penicillium alfredii, 1185 nucleotides long. RefSeq names its product sucrase/ferredoxin-like domain-containing protein. The transcript has 2 exons. The record is from RefSeq and is a predicted model, not a curated record. The coding region runs from base 1 to 1185 and encodes 394 amino acids. NCBI's taxonomy places the organism in Eukaryota, Fungi, Ascomycota, Eurotiomycetes, Eurotiales, Aspergillaceae.
AUGCACCUCUUCCGCCGUGGCACAUCCUCGCUCUUCGGCUCCUCCAACGUGUCUCUUGCCUCGUCCCGCAACGGUACCGACACUGAAACCGACGCCGUCGGCGACAAUGCGCUCGCCGCCGAGGGGUUUCGUUCUGUGGCCGCGCACGACAAAUUAUUCCAGAAGCCUGACCCCGCCGUUGAUGGCGACGAGUGCUUGCAUGACUGCGCUACCUGCACUGUCAAGUACCCCGCCAAGUUCGAGGUCGAUCACGCCGAUGAGCUGUAUGGGCAGGUUAAGGGGUGGGCGACGCAUCUGCUUGUAGCGACUGGCAAGUCGGACUGGGUGAGGGAUGUGGCGGAUGAGGAGGGGAGUGUGAUGGAGGCGAUUGAGAAGGGGGGAUUGGAGCCGAGCAAUGGGCGACUCAAACUGUCUGCUUCCAACAUGCCCGUCCCCGACGAAUACCACAUCCACGAGCCAGGCAAGCAGCCCACAGACGUGCUGCUCCUGCCGAGCUUCACGAUCGUCGAACAUGUCACGCCACAGCUAGCCCCGGAAUUGAUCGAUCACUUUGUCAACCGGUCCUUAACAACCACCACUCCACUCGGCACCCGCCCAGCGACACAAGCACCGCUCCCGACAGAGCAAAGCAACCAGGGCCAAGACCGGGACCAAGACCAAGAACCAUCAUCAUCACAGCCCCCGGUAGUAACAACAACAACAAACCACAUCCCCACAUCUCUCCGCUCCCGUCCCUGCCCACACGCUGCCGUCAUCCUCCUCUGCUCACAGCGCACACGCGACGCGCGCUGUGGACAAUCGGCACCGCUUCUGCGCCGCGAAUUCGAGCGCCAUUUGCGGCCACUCGGUCUAUACCGCGACAUGGAUGACCAGCGGCCGGGAGGCGUGGGCAUCUAUUUUAUCAGCCAUGUGGGCGGGCACAAGUACUCGGCCAAUGUGAUUGUGUACCGACGCCGGGACUUUGAAUGGUACAAGCGUGAGGACACAACGGCGAAGCCAUCAGCGGAAGCUGAGCAAGAAGAAGAAACAGAAGAGGGUGCCGCGCAGGGUAUCUGGCUGGCGCGGGUCCGGCCGGAAGAGUGCGAGAAUAUCAUUCGGUAUACCGUGUUGCAGGGCAAGGUGCUCAAGCCGGAGCAUCAGUUGCGUGGUGGGUUUGAUCGGGAACGCGGGUUAGUGAGUUGGUAG